Molecule: messenger RNA, 402 nt
Organism: Epithele typhae
Lineage: Eukaryota; Fungi; Basidiomycota; Agaricomycetes; Polyporales; Epitheliaceae
Exons: 1
Source: RefSeq, a predicted model, not a curated record
CGCAACCGCCCGGCUGGAUGCUCCUCCAUUCCCUCCGAGCCCGUAGAGCCGUCCAAGAACCCGUGGAAGUGCCCCCAUUGCCCAUUUAUCCAGCACUCUCGCCGCUCCCCGGACCUGAAGCGGCACAUCGCCACCCACGCCCAACCUGAGAUCUCGUGGACGUGCCGCGGCGUACCACUGCGCUAUGCCGACGACCCGGUCCACACUCGGACGCCGGUUCCGAUGGAGGAGGUCUGGGCGGCGGUGGAAUCUGGGCGGGCGAUCGUGGGCGGGUGUGGGAAGACGUUCUCGCGCAAGGAUGCGCUCGCGCGGCACCUGAGGAACCGGCACCUGUCGUGCGCGGGCAGACAGGCGGUGGAGGAAUGGCACAUGUGUUGCGGCGACGACGCGGAGAAACCCUAG